AUGAAGAUAUUUAUAUCUGAAUCUAAGGAAAUAAUGGCAAAAGGUAUGUUUGAUCUGCGUGGAUGGGUAACAGCACCUCACAGAAUAGAUAGCAUUGUUGAAGUUCCUGUGCUUAGGAUGACAUGGAAUACAGUUUUAGAUAAUUUAAGAUGUAAUGUCAACAUAAGUGAAGCAAGAUCGGAGAAAAUAACGAAAAGAUAUGUGAUUGCUGUGGCACAACAUAUAUUUGAUCCAAUGGGACUUGUUUGCCCAGCAACUUUAAUACCCAAACUUAUUAUGCAGAAAAUUUGGGAACAUAACAUAGAUUGGGAUCAUGAAAUACCCGAAGAGUUAGCCCAAGAGUUCAACAACUGGUUAAGUAAAGCACAUUUCAUCAAUCAAUGUCUGUUCCCUAGACAUAUCUCAAUCGCACCUUUAGAAAAAUGUCAGUCUUCAUAUAUUUUGUGA
Parnassius apollo (apollo) is the source of this 447-nucleotide messenger RNA. The record is from the annotation of a GenBank genome assembly. NCBI's taxonomy places the organism in Eukaryota, Metazoa, Arthropoda, Insecta, Lepidoptera, Papilionidae.